AAUAUACGAAUGCGCAGAGUAAUUUUCCGCAAGUUUCUCUUUUUAUUCUCUUCUCUUUAUUAUCUUUUAAUGUGCUUUAUAUCUAUCGCGGCUAAGAGAACAUAUGUAUAAAGAUGAGAUAAAUUAAAAUUAUCUUGAUAGAAUAUGUGAAAAUUUUGUAUAUGGCUUGUACUCGUAAAUUCAAGAACCUCAACUUUAUCUCUAAAACAAAAUUUAUCGAUCUAUUUAAAUACAUACUAGUUGCAUAGAAUUAAACCUACCAAUGCAAUGGAUAUGUACAAUUUCGUCGUAAAAAAAAUUCUGUUUACGCACGAGACAAAUUUUGGUAAACAUUGCUAGAGAAUCAGGUUAGUUUAUCGUCGCCAAGGGGCUCAACGAAGGAAAGAUUUAUCGCACGAUGGGGGAAAAAUUGUUCUAUGCGUUCUCGAUGCGUUCGUAAAAAAAAUCAUGAAAAGUCAUUUCUUAAUUUCAUAAACGACGCGGCCGCAAUUUAAUCGCGGCCGGGGUGCUAAAGUCGCCAGCUGUUUUUGACGUUUGACCGGCACUGGGCUCGGCGAGCCGAGCGGCGGCGAAGAUUACCGAACGCUUUCCGUCACGCGGCGGUUGAGUCUGAACGCGGUCGCGCAUGGCAGUGUGUGGUGGAGCGCGGUUCGCAACGGAUCGACGAUACUAGUAACCGCAUCGCGGCAAUAGCACACCAACAACAAGAGGGAGGAGGAAGAAGAGAGCGAGAAGGACAGAGACAGAUAGAAGCGAGGAUACACAUACACGAUCGUAAAAGUCUGCCGAGAUAGCUCGCGCCGCCUCGAAAAUAGAACGACGUAUCGCCGCAACGUAUCGUGAAUACAGCAACGUACGAAACGAACAUUGGCGACACGCGCGUGAACGGCACCGCUCGUGAAACAUGUACACGACGAAAAUAAUUCGGGAUCGUGCGGUAGAGUGGCGAAAAGUUUAAGGAAAGUAGUGCAGCGGUGCGUGUAGUAGGUCGGUGGCGAUAGUAGUCUGUAGUAGCAGCGGUGACGACGACGACGACGGCGACGGCGACGACGAUACAGACGUGAUAGUUCUGGUGUUGAUGGUAGUAGUAAACGGUAACAGUAAUAGCGACGGUGCUUCGAUGACCGUACUUCGGUGUUGGUUCGCGCAGUGGUAGAGGAGAGGAGCGGCGUUGUGUAUUGGCCCAGUGGUGGUGUGCGCGCGUGUUGGUGCGACACACACACAUACACACUUGGUCGGCGGGGCCGCGUCUCGUCGCCGUCGUCGCCGUCUCGCUCCGUCCUAUUGUCGCGCGUCGUCAUCGGGCGGCGCGGUCGUCGUCUCGCUCAGCGGCGGCUCCCGUUCCCGCACCCUCCGCGGCGCGCAUCCCGCCGUCAUCGUCGUCGCUCCUCUCAGUCGCUCUCGCCGGAGGCCACCGCACCGAAGGCGUCCGCGCGACGAGCCAGGCAAGCCGCUACGCAAGAUGGCUGUGUGUCGCUGACGAGGGGGCCGACAAACCGGACAGGGGUACAGACAGCCCGUGGAUAUAAGCGGAACAUGCGGCUACGCGAUCGUCGGGCCCGUCCCUGAAGAGAGAGACACUGGCCAAGAAGCGAGAGAUAGAUUGAAGAACUACGGAUCCCUGAAAUAGUCCCAAAAUCGGUGGAUUGUUUCGAAACAUUUAAUAUAACCGAAUGAUAAGAACGGGGCAGCAACGAGCGACAAGAGUUCUCAGCCACGGCAGCUGAGACUGGAGAAGAGAAAAGACCGUUCUCUCAAGACGGUUCAAUCGGUAAAUCCUAAGAAAAUUGUUUGUUUUCAAGACAAAUUUAUUGAAAAAUUUAGUGAGAAAGUGAAAACGGAAAGCGGCCACUUGCAUUUACGUGACGAUAUCUGGUGACAACUUUUUUGAGAAUCACUGACUUAAACUGACGUGGACGCAGGACGAAGAGGUGGCUCUAAAAUAUUCAUGAUCGUUGGCCUUACUUUUCGUGUUCUCUGCGAUAUUUUUUGUCGCUAUGGCGAUUUUGUACAUUGUUGACGAGGGAAUGUAUGACAUGUUCAUCCAAACACAGCAGACGAGUAGCGUCAACGGCAGCAGCAGCAGCAGCAGCAGCAGCAGCAGCAGCAACAACACCGUUCACCACCACAGCAAGAAACGCAAGUUGGACUACAACGUGAGCCAGCCGGUAAUCCAGCACGCAUUGGUCCAAUCGACCAGCGACUACCAAUUGGACAAUACCGGUCUGCAACAACGAUACUCCGUGAACGGUGCUAAUACCGCAUUUAGCUCGCUGCACAACAAUAAUGCGCUGCAGAAGAGUAGUCCGAACCAGCAGACCCUGGUACGAGCCUCGACGAUCAAGCUCUUAGACACGUACCAACGCUGUGGCCAGAAGAGAAAAACUUGGUCGAGGGAGGGUAAUGGUGACGGCCUGGCAGUCCACUCCGCCAACGCGACGAAUGCGGUGGGUAGUACUGUAGUGUCGCAGCACCAUACCCAACAGCAACAACAGCAGCUGCAACAACAACAGCAGCAGCAGCAGCAGCAACAGCACAACAAGCAGACGAGCAUGACGGCGCAUAGCAAGCAAGUGGCCAACGCGGCCAAUGGGAACGGUGGCAGCAAUCCCCAAGGCGACGGGGAUUAUCAUUUGGUGCAGCAUGAAGUCCUCUACUCCAUGACCAACCAGUACGAAGUCCUCGAGUUUCUCGGCAGGGGUACUUUCGGACAGGUUGUAAAAUGUUGGAAAAAAGGAACAAACGAAAUAGUAGCCAUCAAAAUUCUAAAGAACCAUCCAUCGUACGCGCGCCAGGGUCAGAUUGAGGUCUCCAUCCUGUCUCGACUUAGUCAGGAAAAUGCGGAUGAGUUCAAUUUCGUGCGCGCCUAUGAGUGCUUCCAACACAAGUCACACACCUGCUUGGUAUUUGAAAUGUUGGAGCAGAACCUCUACGAUUUCUUGAAGCAGAAUAAAUUCUCACCUCUACCCCUCAAAUACAUCAGGCCCAUUCUCCAACAAGUAUUGACCGCGCUGUUAAAAUUAAAGCAAUUAGGAUUGAUACAUGCUGAUUUGAAACCGGAGAACAUUAUGCUAGUGGAUCCAAUGCGUCAACCGUAUCGAGUGAAGGUCAUCGAUUUCGGAUCAGCUUCGCAUGUGUCUAAAGCCGUUUGUAACACCUACCUGCAGUCGCGAUACUACCGCGCGCCCGAGAUCAUACUGGGACUUCCAUAUUGUGAAGCGAUAGAUAUGUGGUCGCUCGGAUGUGUAGUUGCAGAGUUGUUUUUGGGAUGGCCUUUAUAUCCGGGCAGUUCCGAGUAUGAUCAAAUUCGAUAUAUAAGUCAAACGCAGGGCCUACCGACGGAGCAUAUGUUAAACAACGCCAGCAAAACAACAAAAUUCUUUUACCGGGACAUGGACAGCACAUAUCCAUUUUGGCGGUUAAAGACACCAGAAGAACACGAAGCGGAGACUGGUAUCAAAUCCAAGGAAGCGAGAAAAUAUAUUUUUAAUUGCCUUGACGAUAUCGGUCAAGUUAAUGUACCGACUGAUUUAGAUGGCGGUCAACUCUUGCCAGAGAAAGCGGACAGAAGAGAGUUCAUUGACCUCUUAAAGAGGAUGCUUACAAUGGACCAGGUAGAGCGCCGUAUAACACCCGGCGAGGCACUGAACCACGCGUUUGUCACUCUGGCACAUUUAGUUGAUUACGCGCACUGUAACAACGUCAAAGCUUCCGUCCAGAUGAUGGAGGUUUGUAGGCGCGCGGGAGACUUUACAGCGAGUCCUGCACAUCAUCAAGCUCCGCCGGCACCUCAACCACCUCCACCAACGUCUUUAGUAGCCAAUUUUGUACCUACCACGAAUGGCAGUGCAGUGACUCUUACCUUCAACAAUCAAUUGACUAAUCAAGUGCAACGAUUAGUCAGAGAGCACCGCACCGCGCAAACAGGAUACGACAAUCUAUAUCAAAUAUAUAGUAACACCAGUAGACGGGCAACACAGUACAGCGGGUCGUCUAGCGGAUCCAAUAGCGGGCGAAAUGGCGUGCACGACUUUCCGCAUCAACUGGUACCUAGUAUAUUGUGUCCACCCCCCGGAUAUCAGACGAUGCCAAGUCCUGCAAAGCACGUAGUUGUUGCUCAGCCACCGCAACCGCAACAGGCCCCUUUGCAAAUUCAACCGUCGAUCAUAUCGCAGCAAGCCGUGGCCGCGGCAGCUGCAGCUGCUCAACAACAAUACGCUGCGGUUCCUGUGUCUAUGGUCGAAACUGGUCGGCAAAUGUUGCUUACUAAUGCUGUGCAGACAUCUUGGCCUGGUGGAAGUCGUCAAAUGGCUGCGAUCGUACCAUCGUGGCAGCAAUUACCGCCGCAGCAUGCAGCUAUUCAACAACCACUGCUCAGCGAUGCCGGUGAUUGGGGAAGGCCUCUUAUCGUCGAUAGUUCUGCUAUUCUACAGCGGCCGGUAUUUCCUGUCACGGAGGUUUACAAUGCUAGUGCACUCGUCGAGCAUCCUUCGCAAAGCUGGGGCAAGCGUACUGUCACUAAACAUCAUCAUCAUGUUACGGUACCACAGCAGACUCAACAUAGACAUGAACAUAAAAAAGAGACGCAACAAUUGAGUCCGGUGAAGAAGAGAGUUAAAGAGAGCACACCACCUAGUAGCAUGCGACGACACUCGCCGACGACGUCGAGCAGCCAUUGGCAGGAGCAGCCAGUGCAAUCCCAUCAUCAUAGUAGCAAGCACAGCAGUAGUAGUCACAAUGUGGAGCAUCAACCAAUCGCAUCCGUGCGACAGCAGACCAUUACAAUCGAUGACACUCCUUCACCAGCCGUUUCCGUUAUCACAAUUAGUGAUAGUGAAGAUGAGGCGCCUGGAAAAUGCUGCGGAGACCGUCAGUGCAGCGCCUGUCAAAGUUUGGCAACUCGCCUGUCGGGCGACGGACGUCCUGUCCGUGAAGAAGUCAUACGAAGCACUCAAUCGACGCCGCGCGUUGUACAAAUGCAGCAGUCAACACACACGAGUAGUCAGCAACACACGAACGGGCACGUUACGCAUAGCAGCAGCUCGUCGUCACAUCGAGCGCAACGCAAGAAUGUCAUCAGCUGUGUCACUGUUGGCGAUAGCGACGGCGAAGCUAGUCCAAGCCGUACACAUGCUCAUUUGUAUCAACAUCUACCGCAACACCCGCAGCAUCAACAGACCACGCAGUUGAUCAAGCACGAGCCGCAACAGCAACAUCACGUUAGCAGCAGUAGCUCAGGAUACUCUUCUCAGUCACAAAAAAAGCGGCUGUUGGCGAAGGUGCAGUCCGAAUGCAACAUGGUGAACGUUGCGACGAAACCGGAACCCGGUGUCGAGUAUCUUGCUCCACAUCCGUGUCACGCGCCAGCUUGCAAAGAACCACCGACCUAUCAGGAUGACGUCUAUGACAUGCAUGACCACUUCUUGCAGUAUGUGACCACGAGUAGUGCGCAUCCUCAUCUCCAAGAGCAGCAUAUCGUGUAUACGACUGGCACGGACAAACGAGUAUCCUGGCCCGGAAAGCGUGCUGAAUACAAGCAUGAAUAUGUUCAACCACCGGCUGCACAUUCUCGAGACCAUCAAAAGUGGGUAGUAGCCAAUCCUGUGCAUCAAUAUAGGCAGAGCCAAGUAGUAGGUACGGCAGCCCAUCCGGGUCAUACCCACAGUCAUCACGGGCAUCCGGCUCAUCUGAGUCCAGGCGGCAGUGGCGGUGGCAGAAGUCCCGCCGGUGGGCCUGUGAUAGGAAGUGCCCAGCAUUUGGGACAACCUCUCUAUCAAGAAUACGCUCACGUUCGCUCGAGAGCUCAUGCGGUGCCGCCUCCUGUGUACGUUACCGCCGCGCCCUCGCAGGCUGCUACUGCUAUUCAGCAGCAACAAGUGCCCACCUAUCAGGGAUUCACACCCGGCUCGUCUCCAUUAACGUUGUAUGAUUCUAGUCGAGCGUUGCCACCGCCAGCUCAUCACAGCUCGGCCAGACCAUUACUGGCAAGUCACGCAGCACAUCCGUUGCCUGCGCAUAUGCAGCCUACAGCUGUUUAUGGAUUGGCCCCGCUAUCGCCAGCCAAACAUCAAUAUCAACCUUCCGGUUUAUGGUUCACCGAAUAAAUUAUUUGGUAUCGAGUCGUGGAUAAGAAUCGUACGAGCGAACGUAAUAAGUAAUCGCACGAAUUUUCUGGGAACUUACGAGCCGCUUGUGCCAAUCAGCGAAUGCGUAAUCGAUUAAAUAUAACGGAGAAAAAGGUAUGUCGUGCACAUUUUUCACAUUUUUGUGCACUUGGCCAGUAAGUGGAACGGGGUGGGAGCGUCCGAACUGUUGCAAUUUGUGAAUACGAAUCGAUAUUGUGCAUACACUUAUACAGGAAUUUACGAUCGAGCAAGUUUGCCGAAUGAAAAGCAGCAGAGAGCAGUAGAGAUGUGUUUAAAGAUAAAAUUUUUGACAAUCCGUCCUAUAUAUAUAUAUAUAUACAUAUAUAUACAUAUACAUAUAUAUAAGCAGCGACCACUCCCUUCCGACCCCCGCUCUCUCAUAGGAAGCGAAACGCUAAGAGAUCAAUGUAAUUAGAUCUCUUUAUAUAUGUUUGUUACGCCUCUUAUGUGUUUGAAACAAUCCAAUCGCGUCUCAUUGCGACAAUUUCAUAAGGAGAUUAGAAAAGAAAAGGAUUAUCAUCUUUGGACAAGCGAUUUUAUGUAAACAAAAAUCUCAUUACAAUUUUUCUUUUCUUUUUCUUUGUUCAAUUCAAAGAGACAUAUAUUUCGGCGUAUGCGGCAUGCUGUAUAAAUUUCGUAAGUUUCCAGAGAUGCCGAAGUUUUAUUACGAAAGGUAAGGUUUAUAAGGACAUUGUGUGUACAGACCAAAAUUUUCUAUCGAGAUGCCCGGAUCUAUUUAACGCUCACAUGUGCAUAGUUUCUCUCUCUAUUGUAAAUAUAUAUAUAUAUAUACAUAUAUAGAACUGGCAUGUAACUUAAAUAGAUUUGGAACAUCAAUAUUGAUGAUAGAAAUAUGCACGUGGAAUGGUAUUGCCGAGUCACGUGUAAAACUGUCAAACAAAUACCGUUCAUAUGCGAUUUAUAUUUGCGAUUUAAUUUAAAGUACGAAUGAGUAUGCAUUUCUUUACGAUAUGUCAAAAAAAUGUCGCGCGCGCGAGUAUCUUAUUUUUAAUCUCCCUUAACAGAAUCAUUUUAACGAACUUUAUAUUUCUUUCGAUCGUUGCAAUAGCGAUCGCGAUUUUGUUGUUCGUGGGAUUUUUGAUUGUAUUAAGAAUUUCGCUAUGGGAUAUAGUGUGCUAUAAUCUUUUAUGAUAUUUUAUUCAUAACGGAUACUCAAGACUAACGAGAUAAUCACAUUAUUUUUCAUAGUUUGCAGCGUGUUACUCACAAAGUAUACGUUAACAUGUACAUAUAUUAUUUAGUUAUACUAAAUAUUCGAAAUUUCAGGUAGAUAUAGAUUCGAGUAUAUAGAAAAUUAUUCGGGUUGUCGUAAGUAUAGUCGUAUGAGGAGUACUCGUCAAAAAAAUAAUACACAAGAAAUUUAGAAUCAAGCCACGAAUCUAUUAAGAUGAUUGCACGACAUCCGAAUUGACGAAAGCUUUGACGUGCCUUUUUUGGAACAGUCCUAUUAUUUAUUUUAUUUUUAUGUUAUUAUUUUCAAUCAUUUUUUCCAUCGUCACCGUCAUUUUCAUCGCUAUAGUUUCAUUAUCAUUCCCAUUAUCGUUGCUACAUCAUUGUUCUCAUGCCUAAUAUUUUGUUAUAAAUCUAAAUUGUAUAAAUAGUAUGUUACGGGCAAUCUGCCUUAAGUUUAUGGUCUAAAAAGCGAAAUAGAGUGACCACAGUUUUGAAGGAUUCAUGAAUUGUAUAUAGGUUUAAUGAUUUCUCGUUAAUAUUUCUUUUUCCAAUAAUCCUUUGCAUUUUGGUGGAGGCUGUAUUAAAAAAAAAAAAAAAUGUACGCAUCAAGUACAUUGCACAAGUCAGUGAGAAGCAGAAAAAGGAAUGAUAUUUGGAGAAAGCGUUUCUGUUUUCGGAGUAGAGCCGAGAAAUUUUUUUCGAAUGUUGUGAAGGAGAGAGAAAGGCAGUAACACAUCCUAUAUAAAAGAGAAAUGCCAAACAGCAAUAAAAUAUAAUAAUGGGUCUUAUAUUAAAGAAUUUCUCGCGGAUAUCACAAAUCGUAUAUUACAUACAUUUCCGCGUACAUAGAUUUUUUUUUU
Messenger RNA from Formica exsecta, 8200 nucleotides. It is a transcript of the gene Hipk, whose product is annotated as homeodomain-interacting protein kinase 2. Gene Ontology annotation, cellular component: nucleus; cytoplasm. The transcript is spliced from 19 exons. Bases 1998 to 6104 code for a protein of 1368 amino acids. The record is from RefSeq and is a predicted model, not a curated record. Gene Ontology annotation, molecular function: ATP binding; protein tyrosine kinase activity; protein serine/threonine kinase activity. Gene Ontology annotation, biological process: peptidyl-threonine phosphorylation; peptidyl-serine phosphorylation. Lineage: Eukaryota; Metazoa; Arthropoda; Insecta; Hymenoptera; Formicidae.